Messenger RNA from Anastrepha obliqua, 1092 nucleotides. RefSeq lists its product as uncharacterized. The transcript has 3 exons. The record is from RefSeq and is a predicted model, not a curated record. Lineage: Eukaryota; Metazoa; Arthropoda; Insecta; Diptera; Tephritidae. The coding region runs from base 103 to 744 and encodes 213 amino acids.
ACAGCUGAUCAGCAAUAAUUGAUUUUCUCCAAGAUUAUAUAGUGCUUUUAACUUUAAUAAAAUCUUUAAUUUAGAUGUGCGUGCUCGUGGCUAAAUUGAAGCAUGAAUUUACCGCGGAGAAAUGUAAAUAACCUGUUAUUUUUACCGAAAAACCGGGAGUAUGUUGAUGAAAUGUACAGUGCACUGUUGGAUUUCGUUUCGGCAGGUAAAACUGUCGUAGUCCUUACACAUUUUGACUCAUCCCCAAGGCUGCUACCGUUAAUACAAAAAUCAGGAAUAGAAGUGUACAAAAAUAAGCAAGCACUACAGAGGCUGAUUUUUAUAUGUUGUGAAAAUGUGAAUGCGGCAAUAAAAAAAUUGUUUGACUUGCAUGACUGGACGGUGAAACCUAAUAUAAUUAUAAUCGAUCUAUACACAUUUGCUUGCUCGGCAAACGCAGUUACAUGUUUUUCUCAUGACAUGGCAAAAACUUCAACAGCCUCUCCAUUUUUACAGCAAUUGGUACAAUGUAUAGCAGUUUUGUUUAGCAUGAUGAAUUGCUUAAAACUCGAUGACUCGGAACAAAACUCUCCAGCCCAUCUGCAGUCAUUCACAAGUACGCCUUCCAAAGUAUUUAGCAUUCUAGUAUUACAAAAGCACGAUUGUGUUCUUACUUCAUCGCAAGUGGAGCUCGUAACAGAUUUAUAUUAUGGUAAUAAUGCCUUCGACGACUUCAAAAGGAUUGCCAACGUGAUUAAGUUCUGAUAUCAUCUACAAGCAUAAAUACUUAAAAAAGUGUAUAAAGUUCGAGCAGAAAACAUACACACUUUCAUUAAAGCUUUGAGAAUGAAAAACACAGUACCAUAGCGAGUUACUGUAUUUAAGAACCCGUCUCAAAAUGAAUUAAUUGAUUCUUCUAUGGUGAGCUAAACACAAUAAAAACGUAGAGUUCCCUCAACAGCCGAGGCUUUUUUUUAUUUUUGCUGAUGAAAGCAAAUUGAACCUUUUUCGUCCCGAUGGAAAGACAUUUAACUGUAGAACGUGGUAAAAGUCGCGUUGUGGUUUCGGGUUGUAUGUCAUCAGCAGAAGUCAGCAACUUAGCUUUCAUAGAGG